AUGUCGACGAUCCCAUCCACUUCCUCGAACGAGGCUCUGCUGAAGCAGCGAUUAUGGGCCGGUCACAUCCCCGUUGUGUUCAAUCUCGACGCAAAUGAGGUUACCAAACUGCACGCACCUCAACCAUUCUACGCAAUGGUGCCUCGUAUGAGCUAUUUGGUGUCUCAGACACGAGAUGUUGUCGAGUAUUUUAGGGAAGCAGCACCACCUAUUUCUACUAUGCAGAAAUCAUCCAUCUGGUUUGAGGUUAAAGGUAUUCCAUUGCAUUGGCAUUUGCCUUUUGGACUGCUCCGCGAUUUACUAUGUGGUCCUGGAACGGCGGAUCUACCUUGGGCUCUGACUGUCCACUUUCUGGGCUUUCCCUCUGAUAUUCUCUUACCUUUUGAAAAUGAAAAGAGCGUGGAGUCGCACUUUAUGCAUAGUCUCAAACAGGCCACGUUCCUAAGGAUGGGGUCUACGAAAGCUGUCAUGGGCUUGCCUGAAGCCCAGCAAACAAAUAUCUGGACCAGUAUAUCACAAAAUGACUAUGAGAGCUAUCGGGAAGCAACACAUGAUUUGCAUUUGGAUGGAAGAGUAGACGCUUCUGCCUUGCGGCACCUUCCACUUCGAGUACAUCUUAACAACGAACCAGCAAUUCAGAUGCCGAUUGCACCACUGGAUAAUGGACGUGAGAAGACGUUGCUGGAAGUACUCUACUUUUUACUACCAGAUUUGUUUCCAGAGACAUUAUCAGACUCACAAACACACGAGUUCCAGACCGUCGUACACGGUGUGUGUGUUCCAUUAAAAGUGUCAAUUGUCGAGCUUUAUCGAAACUUUUGCUAUGGCGAUGGAUUUCUCUAUGUAGCCAUUCUCUCCAAGUCCUGA
Messenger RNA from Peronospora belbahrii, 867 nucleotides. NCBI's taxonomy places the organism in Eukaryota, Oomycota, Peronosporomycetes, Peronosporales, Peronosporaceae. The record is from the annotation of a GenBank genome assembly.